Molecule: messenger RNA, 3965 nt
Organism: Odontomachus brunneus
Lineage: Eukaryota; Metazoa; Arthropoda; Insecta; Hymenoptera; Formicidae
Product: cytosolic carboxypeptidase 2
Exons: 16
Biological process (GO): proteolysis
Molecular function (GO): metallocarboxypeptidase activity; zinc ion binding
Source: RefSeq, a predicted model, not a curated record
GCAGGACGAAGACGAGGCUGACGAGAGAUAACGAAAGAUGACGGAGGCGGUGUCGAGCAGCAGAGUGAGGGAGCUUCAAGCCAUGCUGUUCCCGGUUCAGCCUAUUCCCGGUAGCAUGCUUUCCGAGCUGCAAGUGCCACAAGAGUUGCAAGUAUCUCAGCUGGAACGUUACGACAGCUCCGUCCUGAGGCGGGAAGUGGAGUCGGCGUUGUUCGCGAUACCUUUGGGUCUGUCCAGGCAUCGAUACUCCAAGGAGACACUCCGGGCAGUCCUCGACGCACGCUGCAUCGUCGAUGGAAGCAUUCAGGAGGCGGCCAGGUGGCCAACCGAGUGUCAGGUGAUUCCAGAGAGAAUUCGUCAUAUCGAAUAUAAUCCCGGUACCCCGGAGGCCUUUUACGUUUCAACGGGAAAAGAACCGAGACCGAAACCGAUCAACGACGAGCUCGGGACGGUGAUCUUUCGCUAUUGCCCGACCAACGUCACCAAUUACUUCAGUCGUUCUUGCGUGGGCGGGAGCACGGUAUUGCCGUUUCCCGCAGAAUUUUCCGGGGAAAGCGCUGGAGAUAACAAGGAGAUAACUAAUGAGAACGAUAUUUUCUUCCUCGCCGAAGCGUCCAUUCGUCCAAAGGAGGACAACACAGAUCUGCGCUUCGAGUCAAGAUUCGAGUCCGGCAAUCUCGGCAAAGUGGUGAAGAUAACCGACACGUAUUAUCAGCUCUAUCUCAGGAGGGAUCUUUACACUCAGAGGCAUACACAGUGGUACUACUUCAAAGUGUCCAACACGCGGAGUAGAAUCACGUACAGGUUCUCGAUUGUAAACAUGUGCAAAGAGGAGAGCCUCUACAACGAGGGUCUCAAGCCGCUGCUCUAUUCCACCGAGGACGCUCGCACCCGGUCCAUAGGGUGGCGGAGAUGCGGCGACAACAUCACGUAUUACCGAAACAACGACUCGUCAGACGAUGAGCGGGAGAGGCACACGCUGUCGUUCAACAUCUCGUUCCCCCACGACCGUGACAUCGUUUACCUGGCCCACUGCUAUCCUUACACGUACACCGACCUGCAGGAGUACCUCGGCAGAAUCGUGGCCGACCCUGCGAAAACUAGAUUCACCAAGCUGCGCCUGCUGUGCCGCAGUCUGGCCGGAAACGGCGUGUACUACUUGACGAUCACCGCACCCACACACGACGAGGAGGCGCGCCGGAAGCGGGGUGUCGUUAUCACCGGCCGGGUGCAUCCCGGCGAGACGCCUUCCAGCUGGACGAUGAAGGGCAUCAUCGACUUCCUCACCGGCGACACGAAUCGCGCCCGAGAGCUGCGGGAGAGAUUCGUUUUCAAGCUGGUGCCGAUGCUGAACCCGGACGGCGUGAUAGUAGGCAACAAUCGUUGCUCCUUGUCCGGGAAGGAUCUGAACCGGCAGUACAGAACCGUGAUGCGAGAGAGCUAUCCGUCCGUGUGGCACACGAAGUUGAUGAUCCGCCGGCUCCUCGAGGAAUGCGGCGUGGCCAUAUACUGCGACCUGCACGCUCACUCGAGGAAGCACAACAUCUUCGCCUACGGCUGCGAGAGCAAACGGGCCGGAUGUAGCGGCAAACUGUCGGAGCAGGUGUUUCCGCUGAUGCUGCACAAGAAUGCAGCCGACAAGUUCUCCUUUGAAAAUUGCAAGUUUCACGUUGAGAAGGGAAAGGAAGGUACUGGCAGAGUGGUCGUGUGGUCGAUGGGCGUACAAAACAGUUACACCAUGGAGGCAUCAAUGGGUGGCUCGAAGAUGGGCUCGAGAUGCGGAACUCAUUUCUCCACGCAGGACUACGAGCAGAUCGGCAAGGCCUUCUGCGAGACCCUUCUCGAUUUCUCCGAUCAGGAUCCCACGAAGUCACCUGAUCGUGACGCUUCUAGAUGACGGAACCAUCAAAUCGACUCUGUCCCGAACGUCAAACGACAGGAGAGACUGCGAAAUAAGAUCAUAGCCAGGCUGACGAAGGAAGGAUCCAACGCCGACGAACCCACCAAUAUCGAUCUGACUGACUACUCCAGCGAUGAAGGGGACACCUCGCAGGAGAGUUUCUCGUCGGACGAUGAGAGGAUCGAGUACACGGACGCCGUGUGGGCCAGCGAGGGUGGCGAGUUCCUGGCGGGUCGUCGCCGAUACCUCUGCGUACCUCCGCCGUCGCCCACGUUCGUCCCGCCGAGGAGCAUCGGCCUCUGUAGAAGGAGAGCGCGGCGGGACGUUGCGGGCAGGAUUUACCUGGAGCGCAGAAGAAUCCUGGCGCGGCGUGCGGUAAUGGACCUGCCGACCACGGAUCCAGGCAGCGAUCUCUGCGAUCUCACCGAUUCAGCAGACGAGGGCUUCGUCAGGAGCGAAGGGCGAGAAUGCGAAGUUAUGUGGAGAAGAACGCCGCGGGAACGUCGCGAGGAAAUCGUCAAUCUCUCCGAACGCGAGACCACGGAGAAGGAGGAGCGACAAGGCAAGACACUGAUCCUGCCGGAGAUCGUAAGACCUCGCAGCGUGUCUUUCGGGGAGAUCCUGCCGCGCAAGGAUCAUCGAAAGGCUCGUCAGCGGACGCGGUGUCUCCGUGCGCUGAGGAAUCCGUCGCCGGUGUCGCCGACGAGUCGAGAAGCGAGGAUGAAGCUGACGUCGUUGAGGCAGCAGAUUUGGACAGGUGUGCCGUGCACCGCCACCGCCCUCGAGUGCAUCGACGCGGGACACCAGGUCGACGCUUUCGUCAAGAUGCCGUUGAGCUGGGGCGUUUCCAGACACGCUCUAACGCACUAUCCCACGGAUGGUGAAGACACGCUAAAAUUGCAGUCCAAAAAGUCGCUGGCUUAUGGCGAGAGCAGAGACGACUCGAGGAAAACGCGGCGGAAGUCGCGGCGUAAACGACAGGGCGCCGCCGCGGAGAGCCUGCCGUCGCAGCUGAAGGAGGUCGUGGGUCGCGCGGACGGCUCGUCCAAGUCGUCGUCGUCGUCGUUGAAGAAGAAGAGCUCCAAGUUCGACUGGCAACGGGCGGUAAACACCAGGAUGAAGGACGUGAGAGGCGCAAAGACGUCGUAUCUCGCGAUCGAGGCAGACUCGCUGAAGCUGCUGGCCGCGUCGACGACGCCGAAGAAGCAGCCGCAGCAACAGCGGCCGCGAAAGCUCGAGCCGCGGAGGAAAUUCCGCGGCGCCGGCACGGUGGCGUCCACGUGCGUCAGCGUCGCCAACAAGGCCGGCGGCAAGGUCGCGAGGCAGCCGCCGAGGACGCCGACGAGCAGAACGCGAUCGCGACGCGACGCGAUCUUCCGCUGCGAGAGCUCGACGUCGGAUGACGCGUCCUCGUCGUACGACACUUCCGGCAAACCGAAGGCCGCGAAGAAAAAACAGAAGAAGAAGAAACAGCAACAAACGUCGAGGAAGCAGGCUCCGACGAGCAGAACGACGGAGCAGAAGAAGCGCGCCUCUAGCGCGAAAAUAUUGCGCGAGAAUGUUUAGAGAAGAAAAAAAUACACAACGAAGUGUUCCCGUAGGUCGUAAUAUAAGAUCUCUACACGGAGAGAAUUUUGUCGAGGAGCAUAUCGCAACAUUCCGUCUUAUUUAAAAAAAUCUACCUUAAUUUAUUAUAUUUCCGUCUUGUGUGCUAUAUAUUUAUAUUUGUAUAUGUGUUUCGUUUGUAUAUUGGAAAAAAAACUGAAGUUUGCAUGUGUGUGCUGAAAAAUUUACUGUACUCUUUUGCAAAAUUUAUUAUGUUCUUAAAAAGUUAUUAUGCUCCUUAGUGAGAUAAAAAUAUGCUGACAGUCUGUUCCUACGCUAUCAAAAGCGUAAUAAAAUUGAAGAAAAUUUAUAUAGCUCUGAUAUCCUUUCCGUGUAUGGAUUCUUCGAAAUCGGUUUGAAGUCAAUUUACUUCUUUUUUCUUCUCGAAAGAAGUCGAGAUUUGAUUAAUUGACGCGAGAAUCGCGUCGUAAUAUAAAUAUACAUUUUAAAAGAUAUAUAU